AGGAAUGCUGGGAUAGGGACUUUCCCCUCCCAUGUGCUCCUACUGACUAAAAGUUUUGUGCUGGAGUCUACCAUCCUGGCUGCAGGUAGCUAUUGGUAUCAGGGGGCACCUGGCGUCCGGGUCCGGAACCUACUUCCCAGCAGGGUCACACGCACCCCUGAAGACCUGAAGCCUGGCUGACUUCUCGGGUGCUGCCAUGGACGAGUCGCAGUCAGAUCUCAGCAUCGAGCUCCCUCUAAGUCAGGAGACAUUUUCAGACCUGUGGAAACUACUUCCUCCAAACAAUGUUCUGCCCACCUUGCCGUCAUCGGAUUCCAUUGAAGAACUGUUCCUGUCUGAGAUGUCUGAGAAUGUCGCAGACUGGUUAGAAGACCCAAGUGAGACGCUCCAAAGGGCAGCAACAGCAGCAGAGGACCCUGUAACCGAGACUCCUGCACCAGUGGCCCCGGCACCAGCCACCCCCUGGCCCCUUUCAUCUUCCGUCCCGUCCUAUAAAACCUACCACGGCCACUAUGGUUUCCGUCUGGGCUUCCUGCAGUCGGGGACAGCCAAAUCUGUCACGUGCACGUACUCCCCUUCCCUCAAUAAGCUAUUCUGCCAGCUGGCAAAAACAUGCCCUGUGCAGCUGUGGGUCAACGCCACACCUCCACCUGGCACCCGUGUCCGUGCCAUGGCCAUCUACAAGAAGUCACAAUACAUGACCGAAGUUGUAAGACGCUGCCCUCACCAUGAGCGGUCCUCCGAAAGCGAUGGUUUGGCUCCUCCUCAGCAUCUUAUCCGAGUGGAAGGAAAUUUGCAUGCCGAAUACCUGGACGACAGGCAGACUUUUCGGCACAGUGUGGUGGUACCAUAUGAGCCACCUGAGGUUGGCUCUGACUGUACCACCAUCCACUACAACUACAUGUGUAAUAGCUCCUGCAUGGGGGGCAUGAACCGGCGGCCUAUCCUUACCAUCAUCACACUAGAAGACCCCAGUGGGAACCUGCUGGGACGGAACAGCUUUGAGGUUCGUGUUUGUGCCUGUCCUGGGAGAGACCGCCGUACAGAGGAAAAAAAUUUCCAAAAAAAGGGAGAACCUUGCCCAGAGCUGCCCCCAAAGAGUGCUAAACGAGCAUUGCCUGCCAACACAAGCUCCUCUCCCCAGCCAAAGAGAAAAACACUUGAUGGAGAAUAUUUCACCCUGAAGAUCCGCGGUCAUGAACGCUUCAGGAUGUUCCAAGAGCUGAAUGAGGCCUUGGAAUUGAAGGAUGCUCAGGCUUCAAAGGGGUCAGAGGACAGUGAUGCUCACUCCAGAGCCUUCCAGACUUGAUCAAGGAGAAAAGCCCGACUGCUGGCCCCUAUCACACCAUCUCUUCCCUGUCUUCCUACAGCUACCUGAAGUCCAAGAAGGGCCCGUCUGCCUCCCGUCUUAAAAAACCAAUGAUCAAGAGAGAGGGGCCUGACUCAGACUGACUUCCUUCCUCUGCCUCCUGUCCCCCAUCAGCAGCCACCCACCCCCCUCCUUUCCCACCAUUUUGUCACUGGGUGCUUGAACUCCGGCUUGGGUUGAUCUGUCAUCUCUGGUGUCUGGGGAGGGUGGUGAGCUACACCAGCUCCCUCUGCUUUUAGGAUUCUGACUCCCGAGGAGAGGAAGAAAAUCCUCAAUAGGAAUUUGCAAUUGGCCUGUGCCAUGGUGAGGCCCCGCCCAAUUCUCUAAGAAAGCCAUCUGAGUUUACUUUCUCCUGACUUGAAUAGCUGUAAAAUGCAAAUGAGCAUACCUGCCUCUCAGGGUUUGUUGUGAUACUUAUCCCCUCCAUACCUUUUAUUACCUGUGGCCUGGACCCAGCCCCCUCUACAACAGGGGUGCUGGUUCCUGGCCCCUGUUGGAGGAAUGGGUUGGUAGUUGCCAGGUCUCUGCUGGCCCAGCGAAAUCUUAUCCCGACACUUGUUGGACCCUGGCACCUAAAAUGAAAUUUCACCCCACCCUACACCCUGUAAGAUUCUAUCUUGGGCUCUCAUAGGGUCCAUAUCCACCACGACCCAUUUUCUUUCCACCUUGCGCUCAGGAUCAGUUUAUUUGAACUCUGCCUUUCUGCAUUUAUCAUCCCCCUCCCUUUUUAUACCAUACCCCCUUUUAUAUACCGAUUUCUUAUUUUACAAUAAAAUUUUGUUAUCACUUGUA
Phodopus roborovskii (desert hamster) is the source of this 2161-nucleotide messenger RNA. RefSeq names its product tumor protein p53 (gene Tp53). NCBI's taxonomy places the organism in Eukaryota, Metazoa, Chordata, Mammalia, Rodentia, Cricetidae. Gene Ontology annotation, cellular component: nucleus. The transcript has 11 exons. Gene Ontology annotation, biological process: regulation of transcription by RNA polymerase II; protein tetramerization; apoptotic process. The record is from RefSeq and is a predicted model, not a curated record. Gene Ontology annotation, molecular function: protein binding; RNA polymerase II cis-regulatory region sequence-specific DNA binding; DNA-binding transcription factor activity, RNA polymerase II-specific. Bases 197 to 1309 code for a protein of 370 amino acids.